Messenger RNA from Lipotes vexillifer (Yangtze River dolphin), 801 nucleotides. It is a transcript of the gene TMEM187, whose product is annotated as transmembrane protein 187. The record is from RefSeq and is a predicted model, not a curated record. NCBI's taxonomy places the organism in Eukaryota, Metazoa, Chordata, Mammalia, Artiodactyla, Lipotidae. The transcript has a single exon. The coding region runs from base 1 to 801 and encodes 266 amino acids. Gene Ontology annotation, cellular component: transport vesicle.
AUGAAGCCCGAGUCGUGGCAGGCCCUCUUGCACGUGGCCCUGGUCAGCUGCCUCUGCGCGGCCACCGUCCACGCCGGUGUUUUCGCAGGUGUCUCUGUCCCAGUGGGCCAUGAGCAGUACGCCGAAGCGCCGGUCGCCAGCCUCCCUGCCUUCCUGGCCAUGCCCUUCAACUCGCUCGUUAACGUGGCCUACGUGCUCCUGGGGAUGUACUGGCUGCAGAGCAAAGCCAGCGCCCCGGGAGGCCCCACAGAAGCACGGAAGGCUUGCUACAUGAAGGACGUCUUUGCGGGCAUGGCCCUGGUCUACGGCCCGGUUCAGUGGCUGCGCAUCACGAUGCAGACGUGCCCCACCGCCGUGCUGGACCAGUGGCUCACCUUGCCCAUCUUUGCAUGGCCGGUGGCCUGGUGCCUCUUCCUGGACAGGGGCUGGAAGCCCUGGCUGUUCCUGGCUGUCGAGGGCCUCUCCCUGUGCAGUUACAGCCUGGUCCUGCUGCACCCCUGUGGGUUUGAGGUGGCGCUGGGCGUACACAUCACAGCAGCUGUGGGGCAGGCCCUGCGCACUCAGGGCCGCCACGGCAGCGCUUCAACGGGGAAGUUCUUGGCUCUGGGCGUGCUCUGCUGCCUGGGGUUUGUGCUCCUCAAGCUGUGUGACCACGAGCUCUCGCAGUGGCGUCUCUUCCAGCGGCUCACGGGCCACUUCUGGUCCAAAGUCUGCGAUGUGCUCCAGUUCCACUUUGCCUUCUUGUUCAUGACCAACGUAAACACCUGCCGAAGAUGCCCUCCUGCGGAGAAGAUGCGUUAA